This is a messenger RNA of Oncorhynchus gorbuscha (pink salmon), 1792 nucleotides long. RefSeq lists its product as uncharacterized. The coding region runs from base 11 to 1399 and encodes 462 amino acids. Gene Ontology annotation, molecular function: DNA binding. NCBI's taxonomy places the organism in Eukaryota, Metazoa, Chordata, Actinopteri, Salmoniformes, Salmonidae. The record is from RefSeq and is a predicted model, not a curated record. The transcript has 2 exons.
CGUCUGCUAAAUGGCAUAUAUUAUAUAUUAUAUUAUAUAUCUGCAGUCCAGGCAUGAUGCUCUGCAAGUCGAAGCUGUCAAUCUCAGGGCGGAGAGAGACUUUUACAAAGAUAACACAUCUCAAUCCUCUCUCUUUGUUGACACCUUUACGGACAGAGACAAUCAAAUGCAUACCGUGAGAGAAGUGCCAAGCAUGGCUAAACCAAAUGGUAUGAACCAACAAUGUACUGGGAUGGUUGAGGAGCCAUGUCUUAUGGAGGUUGAGGGGUCAUGUUCUGUGAAGGUUGAGGAGCUUUGUCCUGUGAAGUUUGAGGGGGACUAUGAUCAAGUGUUGAUUAAGGAAGAGGAACAACAGGUCCAAAUAGAACUUUGUAGCCCGUUGGCUAGUCAGGACAAAGUGACCCAUGUCUCCCAGGAUAAACCUACCCAGCAUAGCAACAUUAUGAAGGUCACCAGGCGACCAUGUCUGUUAGCUCAGCAUAAACCCAUCCAGAUAGUCAACACAAUGUCACUCACCGGGGUGGUAGCCCCCAGACCCCCAAGUCAGGUAACCAAGGAUAAACCCAUCCAGCUUGCCAAAACCAACGACCAAUAUUUUGUGAAGGGUGAGGUGGACUAUGAUCAAAUGUCGAUUAAGGAAGCAGAGCAACAGGUCCAAAUAGAAAUCUGUAGCCCCUUGGCUAGUCAAGACAAAGUGACCAAUGUCUCUCGCAGGUUGCUAAUUCAUGUCCCCAAGGAUAAAACUAUCCAGCUUGCCAAAGCCGUAGUAGAAAGCCACCUAAUGACGAACCAUCUGCCUGGCAGCCAAACCACUGCUGAGCCUUUGCAGAAGACUCCUCUGUCAGCUCAAAGGACACCUGUUGCAGGCAAACAAAUUCAGAGAAGCAUAACACACACAGAGAGGGAUGAGUUGCUUUGGCUGGGCUACAUGAAGUGGAAUGUGCGUCUUCCUGCAAGCACAAUUAGAACCGCACACAAGUUUCAGACGCCUAGGGCAACAGUGCAAUACCUUCUACACGCGGUCUUCUCCCAAUGUGAACUCGCCACCAGCAAUCUCAAGGGCAUCCCUGCACUGGGCCUUAACAAACUGGACCCGGACAAACUUUCUGCCAUAAGACAGUUUGUCACCACCAAGUUUCGCCGUUUAGACAUGCGUCAAUGUGGUAAAGACUGGGUCAAGUGCCGGCGCCAGAUAACCAGCAUGCUCAGGAACAUUCGGAAGGAGGACAGGAAGACGAGGGGGCUCUCAGGAAACCUUUUUAUGAGAGAGAAGGUGUUAACGGAUCAGAGUUUACCCAGUCAGCCAUCGCCUCCCUCAUUCCCCUCGUUCUCCCAACAGCACACAGCUGCCUUCUACAACCCAACAGAAGAAGAAGAGAUCCUCUGUCUGGAGAGUUAGGUUACACAAUAUCUGUAAUGAUGUUUGCAUUUUCUUGUAAUAAACAGUUUGUUGGGAGUAAAAAAUAUAAUAUGACUGACAAUGUAUAUCGGCUACAUGUGGUAGAGUGGAGCUUUGAAGGAGUGAUGUGUGGAUACUGGGUUAGGUUAGGGUUAGUCACAGGCUGUGUUCAAUAGCAGUUGUAUAGAUGGGGUGAGCUGCCCCCAGAAUAUAAAGUGCUUGAGACUGGUAAACAACCUAAAUGCAAUCCAUCAUUAUAACAUGGCACUCCAAUCAGACCUGUCGGUGGCUAUGAAAUGGCCUCUUUUUCCUCAUCUCCUUCCUGCUGGCUCUCCCCAUUAUGAGCACGUUAGAAGUGAAUUCCUGCUGGCUCUCCCCAUUAUGAGCACAUUA